AUGGCCUCAUCCAUGAUUGUUCUUAUCACUGGCGGUAAUAGUGGAAUUGGUUACGAGACUGUGAAAGCCUUCUACGAGUCCGACAAGGCAUAUCGUAUUUUAAUGGGUAGUCGAUCCUCGGACAAAGCAAAGGCGGCUCUUGAACGACUCCACGAUGAGUGUCCCGGCGCUACCAAUACUAUCGAAGCUUUGGAACUUGAUAUCUCCAGAGAUGAGUCUAUCGACAAAGCAUUCGCCAAAGUUCAAACUGAUCUCGGGUAUAUUGAUGCCCUGGUCAACAAUGCCGGUAAGUGA
Messenger RNA from Penicillium maclennaniae, 294 nucleotides. RefSeq lists its product as uncharacterized. Bases 1 to 294 code for a protein of 97 amino acids. The transcript has a single exon. Lineage: Eukaryota; Fungi; Ascomycota; Eurotiomycetes; Eurotiales; Aspergillaceae. The record is from RefSeq and is a predicted model, not a curated record.